AACAACCAAGACCACAUAGACGACAGACACUAAACACCGAACCGUUGAGAUUACACAGCUGAGAUCGAUAGAGCGCCCUCGACGUUAGAUCAAAUCGCCUUAGUUUUCUGCAAAAUCCGUAAAAAGCCAAGAUGACGAAGAGCAAUGGCGAUGUGGAGGCGGCCACGCAGGUGCAAUCCCUGGGAGGAAAGCCCAGCAAUGGACACGGCCAGUUGAACGGAAAUGGCUACCACCAGAACGGAGGAGGGCGUCGCGAUUCCAGCCAGGCCUUCACACCACUGCUGGCCCAGCACAACAAUGGCUCAGCCAACAAUGGCGAGGUGACCACCACGCCACCGCCCAGUACAGUGCUGUACGAGAGCACCCCGAGCAACAACAACGAGUGGAAGGCGCCGGAGGACCUGGGCCACCUCAAGAACGGCCUGGGCAACCUGCUGAGCAGCAACAACAAUGGCACCGGCAACGGACACAGUCUCAGCGAGAAGUAUGCCCACGAACAGGCUCCCCUCACUGGCGGCUACAAGCUGCCACCCCGCUCCAGUGAGUCCGAGGAAUCCGACUUCGAUUCCGACCUCAAUGGCAGCUCCUCCGCGGAGUCCAGCUCCAGCUGUGGCCUCUUCGGCUGCCGGCCCAGGUGGGCCCGGCGGUUCGCCUCCACGCACGUCUUCAUGGUGGUCUUCCUGCUGGCCUACAUCCUGCAGGGCAUGUACAUGACCUACUUUGUGUCCGUGAUCACCACCAUCGAGAAGCUCUUCCAGAUCAAGUCCAAGACCACCGGCAUCCUGUUGAGCGCCAGCGAGAUGGGCCAGAUAUGCACGGCCAUGUUGCUGACCUACUUCGCGGGACGAGGCCACCGGCCCAGGUGGAUAGCCUGCGGCAUGGUCCUGUUCUCCAUCGCCGCCUUCUCCUGUGCCCUGCCACACUUCAUUUUCGGCGAGCAGCUGAUGCACUCCAGUGUAAUCCUGCAGCAGCCGCAGGUCACCACCCUUGCCGGGGACUCGUCGUCAUCGCUGUGGCUGCCGGAGCAGGUGAAUCCCAAUCUGUGCAUUCUGGGGGGCAACCAAACGCUUUCGGGCAGCGAGUGCAACGAGGAGCGCCAGUUGGAGCAGGCCUCCCACUCCAAGAUCACCGUCAUUGUGCUGUGCAUCUUCUUCGGCAGCCUCUUGAGCUCGGGAAUUGGCCAAACCGCCGUGGCCACUCUGGGUAUCCCGUACAUCGAUGACAAUGUGGGCAGCAAGCAGUCGCCCAUGUACAUGGCCGUCACCAUUGGCAUGAGGAUUCUGGGUCCCGCAUCCGGAUUCAUUUUCGGUAGCUUUUGCACCCGCUGGUAUGUGAACUUCUCGAAUCCCGGCUUUGAUGCCACCGAUCCCCGCUGGAUUGGCGCCUGGUGGCUGGGACCCGUGGCCAUCGGUAGCCUCAUGCUGCUGGCCUCCAUUGCCAUGUUCUCGUUCCCCAAACAGCUGAGGGGCAAGAAGCCGCCGCCGGGUCAGUCGACGACUCCAGCAGCUCCAGUUGAGCCCGAGGAAAAGCCAAAGCUAAAAGACUUCCCCAAGACGGUGCGCCGCCAGCUGAGCAACGACAUCCUGAUGUUCCGCACCGCAUCGUGUGUGUUCCACCUGCUGCCCAUCGCCGGGCUCUACACGUUUCUGCCCAAGUACCUGGAAACGCAGUUCCGGCUGGCCACCUACGAUGCCAACAUGAUAGCCGCCUUCUGCGGCAUCCUGGUCAUGGGCAUUGGCAUCGUCAUCUCCGGCCUGUUCAUCCUGAAGCGGAAGCCCACUGCCCGGGGCGUGGCCGCGUGGAUCGCCUUCACAGCCCUCGUCUACUCAGCGGGCAUGAUCAUCCUGAUGUUCAUCGGCUGCAGCAUGAACGACUUUGCCGGCUACAAGCCAAGCGAUGGCAACAGUCCCGCUUUGAUCGAGCCCACGUGCACCGCCGCCCUUAACUGUACCUGUGAUAAGGAGAACUUUGCGCCCAUCUGCGCCGAUGGCAAGAUGUACAUCUCGGCCUGCCACGCCGGAUGCAGCAGCUCCUCGCUGCGGCCCAGCGACAAUCGCACCCUCUACUCCGAUUGUGCUUGCAUUCCAGAUGCUCCUGAGGCGGUCAACGGUUACUGUGAUAAUAACUGCAAGAACUUCAUCUACUUUAUACUGAUCUUUGCCAUUUGCGUAUUUAUGCAUUCCACCUCCGAGGUGGGCAGCAUGCUGCUCGUCAUGCGCUGUACACAUCCCAAAGAUAAGGCAAUGGCCAUGGGUGUGAUUCAGUCGGCCAUCGGCUUGUUCGGCAAUGUUCCUUGUCCGAUUAUCUACGGCGCAGUGGUGGACUCCGCCUGCCUCAUCUGGAAGUCCGUGUGCGGCAAGCACGGAGCCUGUUCGCUUUACGAUGCGGAUACCUUCAGGCAAUAUUUCCUAGGAAUCACGGCUGGCAUUAUGUUCCUAGCAUUCCUGAUGGACCUGGUGGUGUGGCGCAAGGCGCACCGCAUCGACAUUGCGCCGGAGGACCCGCCGGAGGGUGGGCCCACGCCCAACGGGAGGUCCUUGGAGACGUCCGAGUCCAAGCAGCCCAUAACGCCAGCGCCGGACACGACGGUCUAGGGGGAGCGGGAUGGAGACGAGCCUUGCACCUGAUGCAAGAUUUCCAAUAAACGUUUACCUUAAUUGUUAAUUAGUUAUCAUUUUGUCUAGUUUGUUAGCCUAGUGCAAGAGUUAUGUAUUUAGUUAAGUGACAUUAAAACGCGCUCGUCCAGCCCCACCCCCCGCUCCAAAUCCCUGCUCCAUAUUCUACAUAAAUCCUAUGAAUUACGAUUUAAUUCUGUGUAAAUCUCAACGCGAAACGAAGAAAUGAAAUUCUAGACAUUAUUCAUACUUGAGCGUAAUUAAACGACAAAUAUAUUAAGAGAAACUGGUCGAAAAUUGUGCAAACGCAACAACAUUUAUAAAUCUAUGUGUAACAAUGUAACAGCUAUAUCGCGAUUUAUGUAUAUCUGUAAUUAAUAUAUUAGACAUAUACAUUGACAUGUAUGUAUGUAAUUGCAACCUAUCUGUGGUAGUUAAAUUUUAGUUAAAAUUCAAAUUAAUUGUCUAAGUUUGUCAUACAAAAACAGCGGUAACAAAAAUAUACGAAAAGAAAUUAUAUGGAAAACUAUAUACAAGUACUAAAA
Messenger RNA from Drosophila gunungcola (fruit fly), 3160 nucleotides. RefSeq names its product solute carrier organic anion transporter family member 74D (gene Oatp74D). The record is from RefSeq and is a predicted model, not a curated record. Gene Ontology annotation, molecular function: protein binding. Lineage: Eukaryota; Metazoa; Arthropoda; Insecta; Diptera; Drosophilidae. Bases 132 to 2594 code for a protein of 820 amino acids. Gene Ontology annotation, cellular component: membrane. The transcript is spliced from 6 exons. Gene Ontology annotation, biological process: sodium-independent organic anion transport; transmembrane transport.